Molecule: messenger RNA, 1585 nt
Organism: Hippocampus zosterae (dwarf seahorse)
Lineage: Eukaryota; Metazoa; Chordata; Actinopteri; Syngnathiformes; Syngnathidae
Gene: gtf2h2
Product: general transcription factor IIH, polypeptide 2
Exons: 15
Coding region: 181-1362 (393 amino acids)
Biological process (GO): regulation of transcription by RNA polymerase II; DNA-templated transcription; nucleotide-excision repair
Cellular component (GO): transcription factor TFIIH core complex; transcription factor TFIIH holo complex
Molecular function (GO): zinc ion binding
Source: RefSeq, a predicted model, not a curated record
UUGUUUAUGUGCCUUCGAAGCGGAGGGGAAUCUCGUUUCGCAGUUCACGUUUCGCACGGACUAUAAACAUGAAGCACCAAUUGUUGAACUGAAUGAGCACGCUCAAGAAAUGGACAGGAGAUGAAAACACACUCUUGGAUUUAGGCGCUUUGUCGGAUUGUAGUGAGAAUAUCAAUCAUAAUGGAUGAAGAACCAGAGAGAACUAAACGCUGGGAAGGUGGUUAUGAGAGGACAUGGGAAAUUUUGAAAGAGGAUGAAUCGGGAUCACUCAAAGCCACAGUUGAGGAGAUCCUGUUCCAGUCCAAAAGGGAAAGGGUAAUAAAAAGCUCUGGCCAAAUAAGACUUGGUAUGAUGCGGCAUCUUUUUGUGGUGAUUGACUGUUCUAGAAGUAUGGAGGAUCAAGACUUAAAACCAAACCGCCUAAGUGCAACUCUAAAGCUGAUGGAAGCUUUUGUUGAUGAAUAUUUUGAUCAGAAUCCCAUCAGCCAGGUGGGAAUUAUCAUUACAAAGAAUAAAAGAGCCGAGAAGCUCACUGACCUAUCAGGGAACCCAAAGAAGCAUAUUGCUGUUUUGAAGAAAGCAGUGGACACUGUGUGUCUUGGAGAGCCAUCCCUGUACAAUUCCCUGAACCUGGCCUUACAGACCCUGAAACACAUGCCUGGACACACAAGUCGGGAGAUUUUGAUCAUCCUCAGCAGCCUUACCACGUGCGACCCAGCCAACAUCUAUGAGAUGAUUCAGACCAUGAAAUCAUUGAAGGUGCGAGUGUCUGUAAUCGGCCUUUCUGCGGAGGUUCGGGUGUGUACCAUGUUGACCAGGGAGACUGGUGGGUCGUACCAUGUCAUCUUGGAUGAGAGCCAUUUCAAAGAACUGCUGCUGACGCUGCAUGUGAAACCUCCCCCUGCCAGCUCCUCAUCUGAAUGCUCUUUAAUACGGAUGGGGUUUCCCCAGCAUACCUUCAGCUCUCUGACUGACCAGAAUGCCAAACCCUCUUUCAGCAUGGCUCUGUUAGAUGGCACCAAUGAUCCAGGUCUCUCUCUGGGAGGAUACUUGUGUCCGCAGUGCAAUGCUAAGUACAUGGAGCUUCCAGUGGAAUGUAAAGUCUGUGGUUUGACUCUUGUGUCGGCCCCACACCUCGCCAGAUCCUUUCACCACCUCUUUCCCCUACACAUGUUCAUUGAAACACCAGUUGAAACCCUCCCAGAAAAAAGGUUCUGUGGGUCUUGUCAAGGAGAAUUAAAAGAUAAAACGAUGUUCACCUGCCCAUCCUGUCACAGUGUCUUUUGUGUCGAGUGUGAUCAUUUCAUUCAUGACACACUCCACUGCUGCCCUGGGUGUGUUCACAGUCAGCGCAGCCCUUAAAGUCACAGCCAGAGGAGAGCAGUGAUCAUAAAUGUCAGGGCUCAUGACCGCCCAGUAAAAUAUCUAAAUCUGUGGUUCUUAAACGGGGUUCGAUCAAACCCUAGGGGUUCGGUAAAUCGGUUGCAGGGGUUCGACAGAGCCUCUACCAUGGAGGUUAAAUUAGUUUGUCCAUCAAAAAAAACUACUUUUUUUUUUUACUAUUUGAUGUUGAUUAAAGAGUAGA